GGCGUUCCCAGACGUUAAAGAACUGCGCAUGCUCGGCUCGAUCUUCCACCAAAUUCGAACAAUAUGGCGGCGCUGUUGACAACAAUAACAGAGGAGUGGAUACGAGAGAAGCUACAUCUAAAUCACCACUGCCUUGGUAAUAUCUUUGACACUUGUAGCUUGUAAAUUGGCAGGCUAGAUAUAUGAUGAGUUUGAUUUAAAAAACGUUUUAUACUGCCAUUAAUAGCUUAUCAAUGCUAACGUUAGCUCGCCAGCUAAACAGUACUUUGCAUUUACCUGGUAACAGGUAGCUAUCUAGUUAUCUAGCGAAAGAUGGACAACGUUACAAUGGGUCUACAACUACCCAACAACUCUACUCUGCUUGCUGGCUACUAACAUUCAUGACCACUUUACAGCGGAUGUGAGAUCACUGAGCCUCCCAGGCUCGUACAAGGAGAAAAUCAGACAUCUGGGAAUCUCACUAAAGAACUUUGUCCGUUUGAAAACCCUGAACCUCUCCUGUAAUGCACUCAUCUCUGUCGAGGUGAGAUGUCUCUCCACAGACAAAUGUAUACAGUACAUGGUGACUGAAGUCUGAAUGUGUAGAUCUUCUUGCGUCCAAAAUGGUACUCUAUUCCAUAUUUUACAUUUACAUUUUAGUCAUUUAGCAGACGCUCUUAUCCAGAGCGACUUACAGUUAGUGAGUGCAUACAAUUAUUAUAAUAAUUGUUUUAUACUGGCCCCCCGUGGGAAUCAAACCCACAACCCUGGCGUUGCAAACGCCAUGCUCUACCAACUGAGCUACAUCCCUGCCGGCCAUUCCCUCCCCUACCCUGGACAACGCUGGGCCAAUUGUGCGCCGCACCAUGGGUCUCCCGGUCGCGGCCGGCUACGACAGAGCCUGGAUUCAAACCAGGAUCUCUAGUGGCACAGCUAGCACUGCGAUGCAGUGCCUUAGACCAUUGCGCCACUCGGGAGACUAUUAUUCCCCAUAUAGUAUGCAUUAUUUUGACCAGGGCUCUGGGCAAAAGUAGUUCACUAUGUAGGGAAUAGGGUGCCAUUUGGGACACACACUGAAUGUGUAAGUCACAUUUGUUUCUUUCUAUGUUUGUUCAUUUAUAGGGGGUCCAACACUUGAAGAUGCUGGAGAGGCUGAACUUGUACUACAACAGCAUUCCCUCCCUUCAGGAGGUCAAAGUGCUCUGCAAGCUGACUGCUCUGAGAGAGCUGGACCUGAGGCUCAACCCUCUGGCUAAAACAGAUCCACACUACCGCCUGUACUUGGUGCACGCACUGUCCAACCUUCGCAAGCUUGGUACCUAUAGCUACCAUAUUUUAAUCUUGAGUCCGAUUGGCUGUCCAAUGAUAUUGCUGUUAGAUAGUUCUUCUUACCAAUCUGAAAUGUGAUGUUUGUUUUCUUAUUGUUUUUUCCUGCAGAUGACUGUCCAGUCAGGGACAGUGAGAGAAGAGUUUCAAUCAUGCAUUUCUCCUCAGACUCUGCGCUCGGACCCCAACAGAUGAGCUCCUCAGAGACAGACAUCACUGACCAGAGGUACUGUACACUACAGGGUUAGACAGACAUCACGGACCAGAGGUACUGUACUCUACACAGUGUUAAUACAUCAGCUUGCUAAUGUAAGGAGGUCUUGUUUGCGCACCAAGGUCUCUUGUCUUCAUUCAAUAUUGAUUUGUAUUAUUAUAAAACAUACUUCAGAUGUCAUUUUUUUUUAAACAAGUAAACUGUUCUUUAUAAGGCAUUGUUUCCAAUAGUCUGUACAGUGUAACAACUGUCAUAUUACAGUGUUAUAGAUUGUAUUAUACAAUAUUCUUCUAAUACUGCUAUGUUGUGAUGUAAUAAGUGUUUGAUUGGUGUCUUCCAGGAGCAGUAAGCCGAGGUUGGCCUCAGUAAAUCGCCUGACCAAGAAGCUCUCUGUCCUGGAUGACAACUAUGACAUAGUGUUGAACCUUGUUGCUAAGAGCAACUGGGACCAAAGUGAACCUCUGUUCCUUACUGGCUCUUUCCACAAGGAACCAGAGUCCCAGCUCUAUCAUCAGAUCAAAGAUGAGUGUGAGUUUGUUGUUUCAUCACAGAAUAGUACAUUAUUUUUUACAUUGACAAAUGACAGUAUGAAUUGGUAUUGGAGCUUGAUGUACACCAUGACUGUUAGUGUAAGGAAAGUCCACCAGGGGGAGACAAAAGUGUUCAGAUGUUCUUUAGUUUUGCCUAGGAACAUGGGGGAUUUUGCUCAUUUAUGGCAAGAUUUCAGAGAUUUACCCUUAAUUGAUUACAUUCAGCACUUGAUGAAUUGCAUGUUUAACUAGUUACAUUCAUUUUGGUCUACCACUAAAAUGUGCAUAUGAUCAGCUUGUCAUUCCCAGUCCAAUGGUCUACGUUUAAGAGAAGGAUCUCGAAUGAAAGGUUCUUCCUCCUCGUUGAAAACGUCAGAGGGGCCGAGGGUAACCUUUAACCCCUGUGAAGAGAAACACAGCGGGGCUAGCUCUGGACGGGAGGAGCGAGAGAAACUCCCCAAACACCUGAGAGUCACAGCCAAGGGCCACUUCACCCCUCAUCCUGGUGAGAUCACACUCUGAAUAUCCUCUCUGAGAAAUUUGGUGUCACAGCUGUCACACAAACCAUGUGGCAUGAAUGUCCUACAGUAGAGGCUACUGAGGGGAGGACGGCUCAUAAUAAUGGCUGGAACGGUGCAAAUGGAAUGGCAUCAAUCUCAUGGAAACCAUAUGUUUGAUUUAUUUGAUACCAUUCCACUUCUUCCGCUCCAGCCAUUACCACGAGUCUGUCCUCCCCAAUUAAGGUGCCACCAACCUCCUGUGAUAUCCUAAUACAACAUUCAGAGUAUUUUGCACUGGCUUCAUCCUCCUUUAGAUCAAGCAGACCAGCCUAAGUCUUCCUUAGUGAAGAUCCGCCCCCCCAGUCCACGAAGUCUCUGUCCAAAUAGCUCUGAUGCCUCCAACCCCAUCCUGCACCCUCCCAGACUGUCCUACCAUAACACUCAGCAGACAGCAGGGGGCUCCACCUCACCACAGAAACAUGCCAAGCAACAGAAGGUGAGACAUUUCAGAGAGAAAACCCACCUAUCCGUACCAUUCAUCCUAGAGAAAACCCACCUAUCCCUACCGUACCAUUCAUUCAUCCUAGAGAAAACCCACCUCCCCUACCGUACCAUUCAUCCAUCCUAGAUCUUACUGUUCAUUAUAACCAGUCAUUUGUAAUUGUAUCAAAUCUAUCUCCUAGGGAAGCUAUAGGAAACCAAUGGAGAUGCUGCUGAGCCUAGUGGACAAGCACUGGACAGGGGAGAGGCCACUGAACCAUGACCACAACUUCCUCUGUGAGUAUGAAACCCCCCAUGUACUGUAUAGCUUACCUGCUUAAUGGAGAAUCUGGGUCUACUAGUAUUUAUCUGACCUACCUCCAGCUCAGGCAGUCCAGAUCCUCUCCAUGAUGGAACAAGACAUCUCCAGUGGAGAAGACGAGGUCAGGACGUUGAGAGGGAACGUUGAAGAGCUGAAGGAGCAGGCAGAGAUACGAGACCAAGAACACAGGACAGAGACCCAUAGACUAACUACACAGCUGAAAGAAGCACACAUGUCUGUUGUAAGCUUCAGACUGUUCAAAGCAGCAUCUUCAAUGAUAUUACCUCAUGUUUGAAAAUGCAUGAGACCCUGACUCCACAAAGUGUUGAGAAUGGAUGGAUGGAAUUAUGUUCAAUGUCUUUUGAUUGAUUGCAGGACAGCGUGAAUGAGCAGCUGAGGAUACUAUUGGACGAUAACAUCUCUCUACAGAAACAGAUGAUCAAAUUAGAACAACAAUAUCUCAACUCUAUGAUGAAAAGUUCACCUAACACUGAGAUAUGUGGUGAGUGAAAUAAAAGCAGCUUUUUGAUAUACCUGGUCAGUGGUCACUAUACUGGGCAGAAUCUGACCGUGACAUAGAUCACAUGUAACCGUGAAGUAGAGCACAUGUAAGAGUAAUGCAAGAUGUUCCACAAAUCUGAUUUGAUUUCAGUCUGUUAUAUCUGUUGAUGUUGCGUGUCAGUGUGCAUUUGUAUUGCUGCAGCUUUAGCAUCAUGUGCUAACUGUGGUCCAUGUGGAUCUGUAUUGCUGCUAGCAUCAUGUGCUAACUAACUGUGAUCCAUGUGGUUCUGUAUUGCUGCUAGCAUCAUGUGCUAACUGUGGUCCAUGUGAAUUUCUAUUGCUGCUAGCAUCAUGUGCUAACUAACUGUGGUGUCUUUCUCUCCAGAGAGGCAGGCAGAGGUGGAUGAGCUGAGGAGGAAGGUAUCAGAGCUGAGGGAGAAGGUCCAGGAGGGGGAGAGAGUCAAGGAGCUGGCAGAUAUGCUGCAGGAUAACCAUAGGUAAGCACACACUACACUACACUAUGUCCAGUACCACCUGGAGCUAAGAUACUACACUAUGUCCAGUAUCACCUGGAGCUAAGAUACUACACUAUGUCCAGUACCACCAGGAGCUAAGAUACUACACUACACUACACUACACUAUGUCCAGUACCACCUGGAGCUAAGACACUACACUACGUCCAGUACCACCUGGAGCUAAGACACUACACUACGUCCAGUACCACCUGGAGCUAAGAUACUACACUAUGUCCAGUAUCACCUGGAGCUAAGAUACUACACUAUGUCCAGUACCACCAGGAGCUAAGAUACUACACUACACUACACUACACUAUGUCCAGUACCACCUGGAGCUAAGACACUACACUACGUCCAGUACCACCUGGAGCUAAGACACUACACUAUGUCCAGUACCACCUGGAGCUAAGAUACUACACUAUGUCCAGUAUCACCUGGAGCUAAGAUACUACACUAUGUCCAGUACCACCAGGAGCUAAGAUACUACACUACACUACACUACACUAUGUCCAGUACCACCUGGAGCUAAGACACUACACUACGUCCAGUACCACCUGGAGCUAAGACACUACACUACGUCCAGUACCACCUGGAGCUAAGACACUACACUAUAUCCAGUACCACCUGGAGCUAAGAUACUACACUAUAUCCAGUACCACCUGGAGCUAAGAUACUACACUAUAUCCAGUACCACCUGGAGCUAAGAUACUACACUAUGUCCAGUACCACCAAGAGCUAAGAUACUACACUACACUAUGUCCAGUACCACCAAGAGCUAAGAUACUACACUAUGUCCAGUACCACCAAGAGCUAAGAUACUACACUAUGUCCAGUACCACCUGGAGCUAAGAUACUACACUAUGUCCAGUACCACCAAGAGCUAAGAUACUACACUAUAUCCAGUACCACCUGGAGCUAAGAUACUACACUAUGUCCAGUACCACCUGGAGCUAAGAUACUACACUAUGUCCAGUACCACCUGGAGCUAAGAAAAGCAUUCAACCACUCUAGGGACAGUAAAAGUCCUUGACACUUGGGAUAAUACAAAUCUUAACACGGUCUGACUAAAAGCAACCUAAUGAGAUAUUCAUUAUAAGAGAUGCCAGAUUGUUUAUUCUAAUAUAAAGAUAAAAGACUAUACCCCAAUGGGUGAAUAAAGUGCUUGUUAGUGUUUGUGACUAAAUGGUGUUGUGUUUGUGCUGCAGGUCACUGGUUGCAACUAAUGAGCGUUUGCUGAGAGAACUGGAGGGGACUGGGAGACGGCUCUGAGAGGGAGGGGCAGCUUCACGUCAGAACUACAACAACCAGCAGGCCUACAACUACAACACCAGGGCCAUGUUCAGUAGCUAAAUGUUAUGGAACAUUGCAGGUAGAAAUGUCAUGAGUAGAGCUGAUUCCUUAUUUUACAUGAUGUCAGAGAGAAAUGUAGAACUAACAUUCCUAUCUGAACGUUCCACAACAUUGUCCUGCUGAAUGAGCACCAGCACCAGAUUCCUUCAUCUUAGCUCUAUAUAUACUGGUGCCAGCAUUUACACUGUUCUUUUGACGCUUUGGGAUUAAUUUUGAGCACGUAAACUUGUCAUAAUUUUUUUUUAAAACUUCUGUAUAUCAUCAUGCUGUAUCCACUAUCCACACCUUUACACUGUUCCU
Molecule: messenger RNA, 6017 nt
Organism: Coregonus sp. 'balchen'
Lineage: Eukaryota; Metazoa; Chordata; Actinopteri; Salmoniformes; Salmonidae
Source: the annotation of a GenBank genome assembly